Messenger RNA from Triplophysa rosa, 7430 nucleotides. It is a transcript of the gene mrtfba, whose product is annotated as myocardin related transcription factor Ba. The record is from RefSeq and is a predicted model, not a curated record. The transcript has 16 exons. Lineage: Eukaryota; Metazoa; Chordata; Actinopteri; Cypriniformes; Nemacheilidae. The coding region runs from base 240 to 3200 and encodes 986 amino acids. Gene Ontology annotation, biological process: smooth muscle cell differentiation.
UGCAGACCAGCAGCAGCCAUCUUACUUCCUCAAAAAAAAAACUUCAGUCCCAAAGAAAAACAGUAUCAAUCCCUGGGUACAUGGGUGAUCAAAUCAAGGACAAUUAUGGAGCAUUAAACCAAGGGCCCGAGACAGAUGCAAGCGAGACACAACCAUAGGGAUUAAGCGUGAACUGAGCUUUCUGUGACCACACCUCCUGCUGAUCUCCAGCGAGACCGUUGACUCCUCGCUGAGGAGACAUGGAGGACCAAGGGGAUGCUGGGAUUGGGGGUUUGUUGGCACCCAGUCCACAAAGUGAGGCUGUUACCCAUGAGAUGGGCGAGCUGUCCCUGCAUCCCAGCCAGAAGCUGCCCCCCCUCAGCGAGCGCAAGAACGUUCUCCAGCUCCGGCUGCAGCAGAGACGUACCCGAGAGCAGCUCGUAGAUCAAGGCAUCAUGCCACCCCUGAAGAGCCCGGCAGCCUUCCACGAACAGAUCCGCAGCCUUGAGAGAGCCAGGACUGAAAAUUUCCUAAAGCACAAGAUCCGCAGCCGUCCAGAAAGGGCUGAGUUGGUACGGAUGCACAUUUUACAAGAGACUGUGGCCGAACCCUCUUUACAGGCCACGCAGCUGAAACUGAAGAGAGCUCGACUGGCCGAUGACCUGAAUGAGAAGAUCGCUCAGCGGCCCGGGCCUAUGGAGCUGGUGGAGAAGAACAUCCUGCCUGUAGACUCCAGCGUCAAGGAGGCCAUCAUUGAUGGUCAGAUGCAGUACCCCAAAAUUCUAGAAGACUACCAAAUAGAUGAGGACAGCGGGGAUGCUCUGUCACCUGAGCAGCCGGGUAGUCAAGAGUCCCAAGGUUCUGCUGCUUCACCCGGAGAUGUGCGGAUCAUGGAAGAGUCUCCACCAUUGCCCUAUCACCUUUUACAGAAGUUACCUACAGUCACAACCACUUCAACAGCUUUCCUCAAGCCUUUUUCCGCCAAUCGACCAAAGGUUAGCCCUCCUGUGCCCAUGCCACAGCAGCCAGUCACGUUUAUGCCCCCUGUGAAAUCCGGACCCACCCUUGUAAAGCAAAGUCAACCCAAGUUACCCGGAGAUAGGAGCCGCAGCAAGAGGGGCAAGGAGGCCAAGCCACGUGUGAAAAAGUUAAAAUAUCAUCAGUACAUUCCCCCAGACCAGAAACAAGAACCCAACCAAGCCCCGAUGGACUCGUCAUACGCUCGAUUACUACAACAACAACAGCUGUUUCUGCAGCUACAGAUCCUCAGCCAACAGCAACAACAGCAUUAUAACUACCAGACCAUCCUUCCUGCACCACUCAAGCCUGUAAUAGAGGGACAAAAUAGCGGUGCCACAGUGGCUAUCAACAGCACCAGCAACCUUCCAGCCUCCAUCAUGGUUUCUCUGCCAACAGCAACACCUGUGCGGCCUAACAGCACCCUUUCCACCCGCAAGGCUGGUGUACUACCAGCCCACUUGGAGGAGAUGAAGGUGGCAGAGCUGAAAAUGGAGUUAAAGUUACGUGGUCUUCCAGUGUCAGGAACAAAAACGGACCUUAUUGAACGGCUUAAACCUUUCCAAGAAAACCCAAUCGCUUCUGCACCCAACAACUGCACCGGACCUAACACACAGCCCUCCAGCACCCCUAUGGAAUUAUCCAGUGCCACUACAACCCUCACACCCUCCCAGCAGACCUCAGAAAAUAUGAGCUCUACCCCACCCGUUUCCCCUGGUUCCACAGAGCUUCACAGGCGAGAGGAGGCAUCGAUGGAGGCACAGAAUUGUAACAGCAGCAGUGUGGUAAAGGCGGCUCCUGAGGAACAGGACCGGAGGCUACACGAAAAAGAGCGUCAGAUCAAGGAGCUGCUGCGUAAACUGGAGCAGGAACAGAAGCUGGUGGAGGAGCUGAAGAUGCAGCUGGAGGUGGAAAAAAGAAGCGUCGUUCCACCUUUGGAAAACAGCAACAUUUCCAGCGUGGCCGCCAUGUUGGCUUCUGUCAAAACUGAAAGCACUGUCCCUCCCAACUGCACGUUGAAUUCACACACUACACCAACGCUGGUGAAGCUUGAGGAUCCAUAUCUCCACCAAGUCACCGCCACCCCCCUCCCCCAGUUUAUUAUCAGACAUCAAGGGGUCAUAGGACAGCCCCAGACUAUUCUUACCACUCAACACGGGGGAACGCAGAUACUUCUCCCAAUGCCCCUGGCAAAUAACACCACUACCAUCCAGCUGCCCAACACUAAUGUCAAACUACAGUCAGUCUUGCAGGCUGGUGUCUCACCGUCAGGGCAGAGAUUAAUUCAGACCCCCCAGCUGCAACCCACCAAAGCUGAGAGUCGUUCAUCACGGCAGCUAGUCAAUCACAACCACAUAGUUCAGACUCUGGCUGUGGGCCCCAGCGAGGGGUCAGGUUUCCAACACGGUGCUAGUGAGAACCGAGCUGGCCUGGAGAUACCUCAGUGCUUCUUGAGCUGCUCCCCAGAGCAAAGGAUCUCUCCUCAAGUAUCCCCCGUACCGCCCGUUCUUAUAAAUGGGCCACUAAAUAAGCCCCAGUCCUCCUUCAUCCAGCAGUCCUCAGCUUUCAACCAGGCACCCAAAAACAGAGAGCCACCCCGUUACGAGGAGGCUGUCAAACAAACCCGCAGCCUACAGAACCCCACACUUUCAGAGAUUCCCACAGCGACAAGUCAACAGAUGGAUGAUCUUUUUGACAUUUUAAUAGAAAGUGGAGAGAUCACCCCCUUUAGUCAACAGGACCCUUCUGUGCCUAAGAUGAUGCCUGUCACCGCCAGUGUCAUCACCCUGCCUAUCAACACCGCCCUUUCCAGACCGCCCGCCCAGGUUCAUAUGGCACACCCGCCGGCUCUCAUGGAGCCCAUGCCCAGCCUGGCCUCCCUGGACUCUGACAACCAGCUGGAGGCCCUUCUAGAGGGCACGCUUGUCGGGGACCCAGAACCAGAGCAGAGGACUUUGGGCCUGUUGGACGAACUGCAAAACCAGAUCCUGGAGCCGCCAAACUCGCCGAUGGACACGUGCGAGCUGAGUUUCACCGACCCGCCCUUGCCUUCCUCCUCCCUCUCCUUCGGUCUGCAGGACACCAUGGACAACAUGGAGUGGCUGGAUCUUACUACUAUGCCCGGGCCCAUAGGCGGACUCAACCCACUGGGCAUCAACUCUGAAUUCCUGGACACUCAUGACCUGCAGCUACACUGGGACUAAGAGGAUUCACUUUCUGUCCUUAAAACACAUUUCUUCACUCGCACAUCUCGCCUCAAAAUACGCUGUCUGACUGGCGGUCUUGAAGUAAUCAAAAUGGGGAUUUGUUUGUGUUCUUAAAGGGACAGUUCACCACCCUAUUGUUUUUAUUUUUCUUAGCCUUGUGUUCUUCUAAACCUGUUUGUUUCUUAAGUGUAACACAAAAGAACGUUGAUGCUGCUGUCUUUUUAUUUGACUGGUUUGAAACAGCAUAAGGGUAUGACAUCAUUUUUAUUUUUGGGUGAACCAUCUCUUUAAGGCCCACGAUUGAGGUCGCGAUUGGGUAUGUGAUCAACUUUCUUUGAGACAGCUUGCUGUAUACUUAGGCCCGAUUCACAUUUCGCGUCUUUUCCGCGUGCAUAUUCGUUAUUUUUAAUGUAGACACAUCUGCGCCGCAUCGAGGAGGAAAUAGUUCAACUUUGCGGAGUGCCGCGCGCACACCGCGGGUCAUUUGAAGAGAGAAAGCGACACGGCUCGCGUUUUCUGCGCGGUUUUAGAUGCGAAAUGUAAAUCGGGCCUUAUGCUGUGGUUCUAUUCACCAUCUGUUCUUAUUCACGUUAAUGCUCUUGUUUGAUGGGAAUGGGCACAAAAGCGGGUUCUGCUGGCUUAAUCCUGACUGUGCUCUCCUUUUCGUGCCACACUGAGAGGGAGCUACUUGGAGCAGAUUGAAUUUAGCUUUCUUGCUCAUGUCGUGUUUGUUCACGUGCCAUUGACAUCGAAUUGGUUUCGCAGUCAGUCUACAAGUAUCACAACUAAUUUGAACUGAGCCAAAAGUUGGCUUUGUUAGCACAAAAUUGACAGUGACCUUGAGCAACAUCACCAUUAUGUGUCCAGCCUUUCAUUGUGAGUGUCUAUAGAGGAGGAGAUUGUCAGAUUCAUCCUUAGUUGUGACACCUCAGUCAAACUACAUUUCCCAGAAUCCCCAGUUUUAGCGCUGACUACAUUAACAGCAACAGAAACCUAAUGAAGAUUAAAUUAUAUUAUUUAAUUGUUUAUUAUUGUUUUUCAUUAAAAAUAAACACUUAGACAGUCUGCCUCUCUGUGGUUCUCUCUAAGGAGUUUGAAUGACACAUGGUUUGAGACCAGAGAUGGACUGACUCUUGUUUUGUGAAGAUGUUCUGCAAGCUUAAAUGGAAACAGCAGUCGCUGACUUGGUUUGGCUUAGGAUAUUGCAGAUAUCAUCUUUUUAGUCAUAGCCACACAAGGAAAUGACAACAUAGACCAGUUUCCAACUUUAGCCAAGUAAAAGGAAAAAUUUUGUGUGCAACAGACGAUCAGUUCUUCCACUGUUGUUAAACAGUCUGAGACGAAUCCAGUUUUGUGUAAAUACUGAGAACAUUUUUAAAGAAAAAUAGAAACUACUUGUUGGAUAGCCAACCCAUUAUUUGUGUGUAUGUGAAUUGUGAAUCAUUGUCUGUGUGUGAAAACGUUCGUCACAUUCAUAGAAUGCUGUUUGUUUGACGUUUAAUGACUCUAUUAGUUUUGUGCGCCAUACUGUAUGUGUCUGUGUUUUUCAAUGAUUUGAUAUAUGGUUUAAUUUUAGCAUAGUGUACUUUCUAUUUUAAGUUCUCACUCGGUUUAUUUUUGAUGUCAUGGAACAAAAUGCUGAGAGACUCUUUUUGAGAAAUGAUGUAAUUGAAGCCAUCAUAGUUCACACUAAAUACAAUGGCCUUUUCAAUAUGUAUGAACGUCUGGGAUUUUUGUACUGUCCAGCUGUUAGGAAAUGCAAAACACUCUGGAGUUACGUAGCAGAAGUUGAUCGGUUUAGACGGUUAAAGCUGUUACUGACGUCACACUGCAUGUUAUAUGAGAUUGGCAGCUUAAAGGAUUAGUUCACCCAAAAAUGAAAAAACGUUUUAUCAUUUACUCGCACUUAUUCCAAACCUGUAUGACUUUCUUUCUUCUGUAGUACACAAAUGAAGAUAUUUUGAAGUAUGUUGGAACCAAACAGCAUUGGUGCCCAUUGACUUCCAUUGUAUGGACACAAAACCACUGAGACAUUUCUCAAAAUAUUUUCAUAUACAGGUUUUAAUUGACAUGGGGGUGAAUUAAGGAUAAUUUAGGGGUGAACUAUGCCUUUAAAUCGUUUUUUGAGGGUGUCGGAUAACAAAAUUCAAUUGUUUGUUUUUGUUUUGCUUUUCAUGAGUCAUCAUGUAAUGUCUUUAUGUUUGUUUAUAUAUAUGUGUGUGUGCGUGCGUGCGAGAGUGUGUGUGUGUGUGUGUGUGUGAGUGUAGAUCCAUGUUUGUUUUGUGAGUGUCUGUGUGUGUGUGUGUAUGCAUGUUUGUUUGUUUAUGUAUGUGUGUAUGUGUGGUCUGUUUUUUUUUUGUUCUGGAAAGAGUCCCAAAAGAAAAAUGCCUACAGACGUUCCAAAUGAAAUAUCUGUAUAAAUGAAAUAUCUGUAUAAAUGAAAUAUCUUUGCAGCAUGUGAAUAAUCGACUCGAUGUAAUAUCUUUCAGAGAAGCACAUCCUUUUGUCAUAGGUUUUUCUGUUUGUUGUUUUCAGAAUUACAUCUGUACUUAUUUUUCAUGUGCUAUCUUUAGCCACCUCAUGGAAAAUUGUACCGUUUUAUUUCCUGCUCUGGAUGUAUUUUUAACAUUCACGUUCCUUUAAAGCAGGGGUGUCCAAAGUCAGUCCUGGAGGGCCGGUGUCCUGCAAAGUUUAGCUUCAACCCUAAUCAAACGCACCUGAACAGCUAAUCAAGGUCUCACAAAGCAGACUAGAAACUUCCAAACAGGUGUGUUGAGCCAAGUUGGAGCUAAACUCUUUAGGACAGUGGCCCUCCAGGACCGACAUUGGACACCCCUGCUUUAAAGGGAUAGUUUACCCCCGAAAAAAUGCUGUCAUAAUUUACGCACCCUCAGGUUGUUCCAAACCUGUCUAAAUUUCUUCGUUCUGCUGAACACAAAGGAAGAUAAUUGGAAGAAUGUCAGUAACCAAACAGAUGUCAUCCCCCAUGGACCCCCAAACAUCUGUUUGGUUACUGACCAAACAUCUUUCUUUGGGUUUAGCAGAACGAAUACAUUUUUACAAAUUUGGAAUAAUCUGAGGAUGAGUACAUGAUGACAGAAUUUUCAUUUUUUGUUGAACUAUCCCUUUAAGCAAGGCAAUACAUGUUCACUGCCACUCACAUCCAUAUGUGCAAGUUAUGUUCGAUCCAAAGGGAAAUUGAUCCGAUUGUGUCGAUUUAUAUUUUGUUUGUACAGCACUUUCAUGCCGCAGUGAUGAACGGUUCAUCAUGGAUCAAUCGCACGGCAGCAGAGCACCUUUACAGAUGAGCUUUUAUAAAAACUUUUAUCAGCGGUUUUGCUUCUGUCGUCUGUCUGUCGUCAUUAGCUCAGAGGCCUGAGAAUUCAUCGGCUGUGUUUUUAAGGCUUGGUACUGUUUGUUCUGCAUAUUGCCCAAAUUGUGGCCUCUCCAGAAAAGAAAAAAUGCCAUGUGUACUGUAGCGUUAAGGACAGAUCUAGUUAAAACACACAUGUCCGUUUGGAGCCUGGUGUAAUAUAUCAUGUACACCUAUGAAAUGUCUAUGAAAUCUCAGAUAAGUGAAAAAUAUUGAACACCGGCCCUACUAGUUUUCAACAAUUGAUGCUUCUUGUGUUUUAGGGCUUUAAUGGCAUUCAAACUAAACAGUUACCAAAGAGGCCAAAUAUUGUACUAUGCUGUAAUUUUGGGUGGUUAAGAGUCUGUUGAAUUUUGUGAGAACUUCUUUCUUCUGGUGAGACAAAAAGAGGAAUUGUGUCGAUAUAAUAGCACUGUUAUCGAUAUAAAAAGGACUGUUGGAGAGCAAAGCAAUAAGUCAACAAACUUGUGUUUUAUACACAGUGCUGUAUUGUACAUGGUAUAUGCAGUUGAUCAGAUAUCAAAACAUCAACUUGGUCUUACAUCACUUAUUUGCAUGGAUGUUUGUUUUAGCUGAGAACUGCAAACUUCUGCAAAAUGUCAACGCUCAGCUGCUGUCAAGCUUAAGCGCAAGUUCUACUGUAUCUAGCCCUUCCUUCAACAAUGUCUGCUGGACUCAUCUAUAUAACUGUCAUGCCCUUUUUAAGGAUAUUAAUGUAUAUUAUCUAUCAGUGGUGAUGACACUGGGCAAUAUUUACUCCCACAAAGCGGGAGCUCAAUCAUCAUUUGUAUGCCAUUUGUUUUGCACAUUGUGUAUAUAUUUGAAUGGAUGUAAUACAUAUUUUUAUACAUGUU